UUACUUUUUUUGUCCUGCAAUCAAGGACUCUAGCGCCAUCAACUGGUUCGAGCACGUCUAUGGGUUUAAUUGGGAAAUGGCUAGCCAAACUCAUCUCACAGCAGAGGAAAAGCAGCGUUACGUGACUAAAACUACUAUAUUAGGAUUGGAUCCAUAUGUACUGCCAAAUGGCAUACUAACCCUGCUUUUGUCCGCGGAACAUUUGCCAAAUAUUUGUUUUGGUGACAUUUUCAUUUAUCUAGUACACAACCCGUCGCCAUACAGCAGGGAUUCUCUGAAGGCAUUCAAAAGCACUGAGGCAUACCUGUAUUUUCGAUCAGGAUGGGUACACGACCCGCGGAUUUAUCAUCUGAACAUUAAGAAAAUGUUCAUAAUCAUAGGAAAGGUCAAGCAUUCUCAAAACCUUUCUGUGACCCUAACACAUCCCUGGAUCACAGUGCAAGAGGACGGUACAGUAGUCAUGGCUCAUUGCACCUUUAAGGCAGGAGAGGUCAGGCCUAGGAGAGGUCUGCUCUCAUGCAGCAGCUCUCCUCUACGCUGUGUUGGCUGCUGCUGAACAAAAAAAUGGGCAGGCUUGCACCGAGAAGCCCUGUGCUUGGGCUGACACAAGUAUGAAGGGGGUCCCAUAUGAAGAGAUUCGUAACAUCAGCUUCUCUCAUAAACAAGAGCCCCUCCGUCAUGUGAAAGGAUCUAGUUUUCCUGAUAUCAGACCAUCAGAUGAAGAGUGCCAGGCAUUCUUUGAGGCGCUUCAUAUCAGUGAAAUGCAGGAGUCCAAACCAAAGAAGAGAGCCAUCCUCUCUAUCAUUGAUGGCCACUCACACAGGUACAUUCCGAAGAGGAUGCAGCUGGACUUGCCAACGCCUCUUUCCGCGCUCUACUCAAACACCCGGCUGGAGAUGGACUUUCCCUUGCUGCUGGAUGAGAGUGCCAAGGUCUUUGAUGAUCUACUUGUAACGAAGCAACAAGUUAACAGCAAAAACACCUCCUUUCUCCUUUCAGUUUGCAUAGGCCUACCUAAAUUCAGUUCAGGUGAAAUAAAUGAUAAGCCUUUGCAUUUUGAAACAAGUGCUAUGGAUGAUUUUCACAAACAUUUUUUCCCAGUGUUUGAUAGUUGAGGAGGAGACCAGGGAGCAAAGUAAAUCUAGAGUUUGGUUUGAUCAGAGGGCAGGAAGAGUGACAGCGUCAGUUUUCAGUGAGGCAGCCAGAGCAGACACACCUGCAUCCUUGAUCAAAAGAAUUUGCUAUCCUCAUGCAUCUCGUUUCUCCACUGAGGCAACAAGAAGGGGUCAAGAGAAUGAGGACAGAGCACGGGAAAGCUUUGUGGCUACGAUGAAAGACCACCAUGAAGACUUCCAAGUGAGGGCGUCAGGGUUUAUCAUCAACCCAGAACUCCCUUGGAUUGGAGCAUCCCCUGAUUGUAUGAUUGCCUGGACUUGCCAUGGAGACAGCGUUUUAGAAAUAAAAUGCCCCUUCAAAUCCAGGAACUGCUCCCUCAUGGAAAGCUGCAGGGAUUCUUCAUUUUGCCUUUGCUUAGGAGAAGAUGGGGUCAUGGCACUGAGACAAAACCACAAGUAUAUGUAUCAAGUGCAGGCCCAAAUGCACAUUGCAGAGGUGGGUUACUGUUACUUCAUGGUUUGGACGCCACAGGACAUUUUCAUUCAGCAAAUUCCAUAUGAUCCUGUCUUCUUCCAUGAUGCUUACGUCAAAGUUGAGAAUUUCAUCAAGGUUGGCGUGCUACCUGAGCUACUGGGGAAAAGGUAUACAGCACCACGCUUUACUCCCAGAGACACUGCAGUCACAAAUCAGCCACCUGAAGUGGGAUGCUACUGCGGUCAACCUGCAGCCACAGAUGACAUCAUUUGCACAUCUGGAAACUGUAGGCGAAAACAUUUUCACAAGAACUGCCUUAAGUUGACUAGGGUACCUAAGACAUGGAAAUGUGUGGAGUGCAGACAACAAGAACAACAGAUGGACAGAUGCUGCAUAGACCACAGCACACUCUGACCAUCUUGUCAAGAGGCGUAGGCUCUCCUGGACUUGCAGUCUGGCAAAGAGAAAUGGGUA
Alosa sapidissima (American shad) is the source of this 2064-nucleotide messenger RNA. RefSeq lists its product as uncharacterized. The transcript is spliced from 5 exons. The record is from RefSeq and is a predicted model, not a curated record. Lineage: Eukaryota; Metazoa; Chordata; Actinopteri; Clupeiformes; Clupeidae. Bases 1039 to 2004 code for a protein of 321 amino acids.